AUGCGGGCCGCUAGAGCACUUGCUGCCGAUGAUAUUCCUGCUGUGGCAGUUCUCGCCGAUGCCCGUCUCUUCAUCGAGACUUGUCAUAGGCAAAGCUGUGAAAAUUUUCGGGCCGCGAGCGCGGCAAGUCUGUCCACCACCCUGGCCACAAGAACAGGAACAGCUGAAAUUAGUAACAACUCUAGCAGGCUUAGCUGGUCGAGGUUCCGUCUACCGCCGUUGCAAACCCAACUGCCAGAAGUUGAAGCAAAAGGGGAAGACAAGGCCAGCAAGUCUGUGCGCAGACACAAGCGGAGACAUCGGGAAAAGGCUGCGACUAAGACAGAGACCUCUCAGCAGCCCAGGACGGCUGAAAAGAGCGCAAAGCAGUCUAGCAAGCCAGCGAACACGUGCGGACUCGAACGCGAUGAGAGCGUGAAGGGUGCUACCUACACAUGGGUGCGGAGCGGUCUUCUGGGCCGAGGCUCUGUGGGCACAGUUUGGAAGGCGAGGAUUGCCAGUACAGGGGAGACCGUGGCCGUGAAGGAGGUAGAUUUGGACAGGGAUUUGCAAGUCCCCAGUGAGAUUGCGAACGAAGUCGCCACCCACCGCCAGCUCAACCACCCCAACAUUGUCAAGCUGCUUGGCACGGAUGCGGUACUAGCCAGAUACUACAUCUACUUGGAGUUCAUGGCCGGAGGGUCAUUGCGUCAGGUGUUGAAGCGUGAUGGGCCCUUGAGAGAGGUCCAGAUCUGCAGCUAUGCCUCCCAGCUCGUGAGUGCUCUGAGCUACAUGCAUCGGCAGGCUGUGCUACACAGAGACGUGAAGACUGGCAACAUCCUCCUUACGGAGGAUAUGAAGUGCGUAAAGCUCGCAGACUUUGGGUGCUCAAAGAAGUCCAAAGUUAGCGCCAAACACACUUUUCGAGGAUCUGUUCUAUGGAUGGCCCCUGAGAUUAUUAAUGGUGAGAAGUAUGGGUGCAGGGCCGAUAUUUGGAGCUUUGGAUGCACAUUGAUUGAGAUGAUUACAGCCCAGCCCCCUUGGGGCAAGUUUUCCUCACAGAUGGCGGCCAUGAUGCAUAUUGCUUGCUGCGACAAGUCGCCACCACUCGAAGAAGAGGUCAGUCCCCACCUGCGGGACCUCGUGAGCAUUUGCACGCGACGGGCUCCGAAGGAGCGCCCUCGAGCCUGCAAGCUUAUGAACCAUGACUUCCUGAAUUCGUGCGGCCGAGAGUUGCCGAUGGAACUUACUUGA
This is a messenger RNA of Symbiodinium sp. CCMP2456, 1233 nucleotides long. The record is from the annotation of a GenBank genome assembly. Lineage: Eukaryota; Dinophyceae; Suessiales; Symbiodiniaceae.